Messenger RNA from Phyllostomus discolor (pale spear-nosed bat), 5559 nucleotides. RefSeq names its product toll like receptor 8 (gene TLR8). Lineage: Eukaryota; Metazoa; Chordata; Mammalia; Chiroptera; Phyllostomidae. The transcript has 2 exons. Gene Ontology annotation, molecular function: pattern recognition receptor activity; protein binding. Gene Ontology annotation, biological process: positive regulation of interleukin-6 production; canonical NF-kappaB signal transduction; defense response to virus. The record is from RefSeq and is a predicted model, not a curated record. The coding region runs from base 147 to 3269 and encodes 1040 amino acids. Gene Ontology annotation, cellular component: plasma membrane.
ACUGAGGCUAAAGCCAACACUUUCAGGAAGUCCGUCAGUUUCUCUUCUCCGCGUGUACCUGCCGCACAGAGGGUACCCCUCUGCAGUGCCGCGUGCUGGCCAUGGAGUGAGAACUCACCAGGGCUGACAACGGGAAAACGGAAGAUAUGACCCUUCAGGCUUUGCUUCUGACCUGCCUUUUCCUGCUAAUCCUUGAUUCCUGGGAGUUCCUCACUGAAGCAGAUUAUUACAGAAGAAGCUAUCCUUGUGAUGAGAAAACCCAAGGUGUCUCUGUCAUUGCAGAGUGCAAUAAUCGUCAACUGCAAGAAGUUCCCCAAACUGUGGGCCAAGAUGUCACCGAGCUAGACCUGUCUGACAAUUCCAUCACACACAUAACAAAUGAAUCAUUUCAAGGGCUGCAAAAGCUUACUCAGCUCAAUCUGAACCGCAACGCCAUGCUACAGCCCUACUGGGAAAAUUAUUAUAGAAAUAAAAAAGGCAUGAAUAUUACAGACGGGGCAUUCCUCAGCUUGCGAAACCUAGUGGUGUUACUACUUGAAAACAACCAAUUAUACAAAAUACCGUCCGAUUUGCCGGGGUCUUUGAGAAGACUUAGUCUAAUAGAAAACAACAUCAUCUCUGUAACAAAAAACAACACUUCUGGACUGAAGAAUUUGGAAAAUCUCAAUUUGGGCUGGAACUGCUAUUAUGACAAUGUUUGUAAUAAAACUUUUGAAAUAGAAAAAGGAGCAUUCGAAGAGAUGACAAAUUUGAAGGUGUUAAUACUAUCUUUUAGUAACCUUUCCCGGGUGCCCCUCCACCUGCCGAGCUCCUUAACAGAACUGUAUCUUAGCAACACGAAUAUCAAAAAUAUCAGCAAGGAAGACUUCAAGAAACUGGAAAACUUAACAGUACUAGAUUUAAGUGGGAACUGUCCAAGGUGUUUCAACGCCCCAUUUCCCUGCACACCUUGUGCAGGAGAUGCGUCCAUGUACAUACCUCCUAAUGCUUUUGAUAGUUUGACCAAACUCAGAUACCUCAACCUCUCUAGUACUUCCCUCCGGAAGGUUCCUGCAAGCUGGUUUGACAGGAUGCCUUAUCUGAAGGAGCUGCACCUUGAAUUCAACUACUUGGUCCAAGAAAUAGCCUCUGGGGAGUUUUUAACGAAACUGCCCAACUUAGAAAUACUUGACUUGUCUUACAACUAUGUCAAGACAGCGUAUCCACAACGAGUUAAUCUUUCCCCAAACUUCUCUAAUCUUACAUCUCUCCGGGCAUUGCACUUAAAAGGUUAUGUGUUCCAGGAACUUGUCUAUGAAGACUUCCGGCCCCUGAUGAACCUCCCAAAUUUAACAACUAUCGACUUGGGCGUUAACUUCAUUAAGCAAAUUAAUUUUAGCAUCUUCCAGCAUACUCCCAACGUGAAAGUCAUUUACUUGUCAGCAAACAGAAUAUCGCCCUUGGUGGAUGAUAUUAGGUCAAGUUCUGCAAGUUUCUCCACUGUCCGAAGUCAUGUCCUUAAACGACGCUCAGCAGAUGGUGAGUUUGACCCACACGCGAAUUUUUAUCACAGCACCCAUCGUUUAAUGAAGCGGCAAUGUACACAUUAUGGCACAGCCAUAGAUUUAAGCUUGAACAAUAUUUUCUUCAUUGGGAAAAAGCAAUUUGAAGCUUUUCCUAACAUUUCCUGCUUAAAUCUGUCUUCAAAUGGCAAUGGUCAAGCAUUAAACGGAAGUGAAUUUUCAGCUCUGCCUCAUGUCAAAUAUUUGGAUUUUACAAAUAAUAAACUGGACUUCGAUUAUGAUAGUGCUUUCAAUGAAUUGCCUGAGUUAGAAGUUCUAGAUCUCAGCUACAAUGCACACUAUUUCCGAAUAGCAGGGGUAACGCACCGUCUAGGAUUUAUUAAAAAUUUAACAAAGCUGCAAAUUUUAAAUAUGAGCCACAAUGACAUUUAUACCUUAACAGAGUACAGCCUAAGUAGUGAGUCCCUGAAAGAAUUAGUUUUCAGUGGAAACCGCCUUAACGUUUUGUGGAAUGGUGAAGAUAAGAGGUACACGUACAUUUUUAAAAAUCUCAAGAAUCUGACACAGCUUGAUUUAUCCUUUAACAACCUUGUACAUAUCCCAAAUAAAGCAUUUAUUAACUUGCCCAGGAGUCUCACUAAACUAUAUAUAAAUGAUAAUAAGUUAACUUUCUUUAACUGGACAUUACUCCGGAACUUUUCUUGUCUCCAGCUACUUGACUUAAGUAGAAACCGUCUACAUUUUUUAGAUGAUAACCUAUUGAAAUUUGCAAAAUCUCUUACGACGCUGCUACUGAGUGGAAACAGGAUUUCCUACCUGCCCCCUGGCUUUCUUUCAGAAAACAGCAGUCUGGUACACCUUGAUUUAAGUUCCAACCUGCUGAAAAUGGUCAACAGGUCUACACUUGAAAGGAGGGACAAGAACACCUCGUUAACCCUUUUGAAGCUAGAUGGAAACCCUUUUGACUGUACCUGUGACCUGGGAGAUUUUCGAAGGUGGCUGGAUAACAAUGUGAAUGUCACAAUUCCUAGACUGACCGAUGUCAUUUGUGCCAGUCCCGGGGAUCAAAGAGGGAAGAGUAUUAUGACUCUAGAGCUAACCACGUGUGUUUCAGACACCACUGCAGCCAUACUGUGUGUCUUCACAUCCUUCAUCACCAUCGCAGUUAUAUUGGCCGCCCUGGCUCAUCACUGGUUUUACUGGGAUGUCUGGUUUAUCUAUCAAGUGUGUUUAGCUAAGAUAAAAGGCUACCGGUCUCUUUCCACAUCCCAAACGUUCUAUGACGCUUAUGUUUCUUAUGACACCAAAGAUACCUUGGUCACCGACUGGGUGAUCAAUGAGCUGCGCUUCCACCUUGAAGAGAGUGAAGACAAAAACGUGCUCCUCUGUUUAGAGGAGCGGGAUUGGGACCCGGGCUUAGCCAUCAUCGAUAACCUCAUGCAGAGCAUCAACCAGAGCAAGAAAACAAUCUUCGUUUUAACGAAAAAGUAUGCAAAAAGCUGGAGCUUUAAAACCGCAUUCUACUUGGCCUUGCAGAGGCUAAUGGAUGAAAACAUGGAUGUGAUCGUGUUUAUUCUGCUAGAGCCAGUGUUACAGCAUUCUCAGUAUUUGAGGCUGCGGCAGAGAAUCUGCAAGAGUUCCAUCCUCCAGUGGCCCGACAACCCCAAGGCAGAAGGCUUGUUUUGGCAAAGCCUGAAAAAUGUGGUCUUAACUGAAAAUGAUUCACGGUAUAACAAUCUGUAUGUUGAUUCCAUUAAGCAAUACUAGCUCAUGUUGAGUCACGGCUUCCCAACAUAAUACGAAGGCAAAGUGAUGACCCUUCUGCUUUAGUAAUCUAUUACUAUAUAGCACAUUACCCCAAAACUUAGUGGCUUUGAAUGGCACAAUCGGUUAUCUCAUAGUCUCUGUGGGCCGGGAGCCCAGUAUGGCUGAGCUAGGUCCUCUGCUUGGGGUCUCUCAAAGGCUGCAAUCCAGGCAUUAGCCAGGGCCACAGGCAUCUCUUGGGUUAGGAUCACAGUCUUUAAGAGACCCCAAGCUCACAUUCACGUUGUUAUUUUCAAGACUGGGUUCAUUCUGGACUGUUGGCUAAAGGCUGCUCUCAGUUAUCGUCACAGGGACCUCUCACACCUGGCAGUCUGCUCAUCAAAGAAAGAGUUUGCUGGCAAGACAGAAGUCACGAGCUUCUGUAAUCUGAUCCAGGGAGUGAUAUCCCAUGCCUUUGGCCACAUUCUGUUUGUUAGAAGUAAGUCGCAGGUCCUACCAGUUCAGUGGGAAUGAUCACCUCUAUCCAGGGAGAGUAGUCUGUGACCAGGAUGGGUGGGGCUAUGAUGGCCUCAGUCACAGACUGUGACUACCAGGAGGUGGGAUCCCUAUGAGCCAUCUAAGCAGCGGCCUACUCCACCUUCUUUUCCAUACCUAAGAACUCUUGAAGCUCACAACUCUUUCUGAUGUUAAAUUGCUGUUUAGAUUUAUCAUACAUCCAUGGCUACACGAUUUCAUUAUGCUGUGAUUAUCUUAGUCUUUUAGAGUUACUUUUACAAAUAUCGACUGUAAUAUUUGAGUUCUAAGGUUUAGAUGCCAUUUAAAGGCUGAAGUGGAUCAUUUUUAAGUGGUUUAUUAUUUUUUAUUUCUUAACCAUUUUUUUUUAGAGCAUGCAGUUGAAUGAGAAGCAUUGGGAAUAUCUGUUCAUCAUCAUUACCGUGACCCUUGAAAAAUGAAAAAUGCUUCCUUCUGCGUGAUGAGCAUGUGAUAAACAUACAAUAGGGAAAUAGUUCUAGAAUCUAAAAGAAAUUGCCAUCUAUGCCGGGGUUUGUGAGAACACUUAAACAAUCUUUGGUAGAAAUCAAAGGGGGAACAGUGUUCAUGAAAUUUGUACCUUCUGAUCAUUAUUAACAGAAAAAUUAAUUCUCACUUGACCCCCUCCCUACUCAGAAGACAUAAAGCUGAAAUGCCUGUCUGUUGGCCCCUUUUGGGUUUUUCUCCCAAAUGAAACAACUGCAGCACUCCCUACUGUCUCCGCCAUCCCCAUGGUUCCUGUCCACAGCAUCCUCCCUAGCGUAGGUAUGAAUCUGGAGAGACGCCUUAUAAAAUUUACCUGAGAAUAGCUGGAAAUUACCCAGGCUUAAGAAAACUAAAGUCCCUUCAGAAUGAAAAGAACAACAAAUCUCCAAUGCACCAUCCUUCCUUAAGUACAUAGGCUCUUGAAGUCUGCUCUCUAUCAGCUCACUUUGCUCCUCUGCUUUUCUCCUGCAGCUGUUCAAGAUUUGUCAAAUCCCUGUUUGGCGCUGGUCUCUGUCUGUUGGCCCUUGUUAAAAAUAAUAAUAAAAUAACCCCUCCCCCAAACUACAGGUAUUAGAAUGCCUAGUUACAGCCAUGGCAAAGGAACUGGGUGACUCUGGGCAAGUCAUUGCACCUAUCUGAGCAUACUUCCCCAUUUGGAGAAUGCACUAAAUGAUUCCCAAGGUAUUUUCAAAUAUUACAACUAUUAGUUUCCUAGGGCUGCCAUGAGAAAGUACCACAAACUCAGUGGCUGAAAACAACAGAAGUGUAUGGUCCUAGUUCUAGAGGCCGGAAGUCGGAAGUCUGAAAUCACAGUGUCUGCCGCGCUCCUAGCCCUCGGAAACUUGUAGGAGGAUCCUUCCUUGCCUCUCCUGAUUUCUGGUGUUCGCUGGCGAUCCUUGGUGUGCUUGGGCCUGUAGCCGCGUCACUGCAACAUCUGCCUCUGUGUCUCUCCUUCUUAUAAUGACACCAGUCAUAUUGGGUUCAGGGUCCAUCCAACUCCAGUCUGACUUCAUCUUAACCAAGUACAUCUGCAACGGCCUUAUUUGCAAAUGAGAUCACACCGGGAGGUUAGAACUUCCACAUAAAAUUUGGUGGAGCAGGGGCAAGGGUAGCAUGCAGUUCAACCCAUGACAACAACCAUGGCUUUUCUUUAGAAAUGACUCAGAAUUCCAUGAAACUUGAAAAUGCCCUUGAGAAUGGGAAAGUCACUUAUGAUUGUUGUACAAAUAAAGGCAAUUUCCCUCUCAGCUAUUAAUAAAGCUGUUCUAGUCAUGUG